UGCAAAUAGUUUGAGAUAGUAUUUUGCUGAAUUCAGAGUAAAUUUUGACAGUAUUGCGCGUGAUUGUUUCAUGUAACGUUUGGAAAAUAUCCUUUGUAUUAGCUAUUUUGCAAAUUAUAUAAUAAUAGGAAAUGGCAACAGGUCUUUGUAUCGGCAAUGUUCCAGCUAAAAAACAAUGCCCUUACAUGGAAAAAUGUUAUCGCAAAAACCCAAUUCAUUUCAACGAAAUGUCACACCCGCACUUGGAAAAAAUUGUAAUGAAUCAACUAGAAGGCGAAAUACAGAUACCCGAAAUACUUGAUUUUGAGUGUUCCGAUCGAUCUCUCUUAGUAGACCAACUGAAGAUCUUGCAGAUGGUUUUGAGAAAAGAGCAAAAUAAAAAUGGAAAUACUUCUUCAGCCAAAGAAUUACAAUCCAAAGUAAGUAGUACAAGUUCAAAAACUACAAACGAAGGUAGUACUUGCAGUGAAAAUUUAAUGGACAAAGUAGAAAGACAUAAACAAACAAUGAUUCAAAGGAGGGACAAUAAAUUAAAAAGUAUGGACGAAGAAGCAGGGGCACUUUUUAAAUCUUCCAAUGAAAAAAGUAACGUAGAUCAGAAUAAAGUUUCUAAAAUGGAGGAGGAAUUAGAUAAUCUUAAAAUAGUCGAAGAAAGCAUAGAAAGAAAGUUUUCUCAAGAAAAGAAGAGACAUAACAGUAGUUUGGGUGAUAAUGAAAGGGAAAAAAAGAAAUCAAAGUCAAGUCAUAGUAAAUGCAAUGAAAUGGAUCAAGAAUGCGUUGAAAUUACAAACAAAGGUUCAGAAAAUAGUCAAAGCUCUAGUUCUUCGAGUGGAACGUCUUUGAUAGAAACUUUUAAUUCGUGCAAUUCUGCAAAGUCUAGAAACGAAGUCAGACAGAAAGCGAUUAAGAUGAUGAAACAGCAAGGGUUCGAGGUGUCUGUAGUUGAGCCAGGAAAUUUUGACAUGAGAUAUGCUCUUUCAGCCCCGUAUCAUUUAUUCUUUUCAAGAGUACAAAAGUCGAAAGCCACGUACGAUCAACAAUUUUCUAUAACAUUUCCUGAAAUCUUAGACAUUAGUUUAGGAGAAAUUGAAAAUAGUUUGCACAUUAAUUUUAUGGUUGACGUUGGAUGGUUAUGCUUGCAAUAUUUGUUAGCUGGACAACGCACAGAUAUGUUCAUUUUAUUUGGAGAAAGGGUAGACGAAGAAAAGCUGAGCUUAAACAUUACCAUGAUACACGUACCUAUGCCAACAAGAUUUGGUUGUCAUCACACUAAAAUAAUGAUCCUAAAAUACAAAGAUGAGGGAUUACGGGUCGUGGUAUCUACCGCGAAUUUGUACUCGGACGAUUGGGAAAAUAGAACACAAGGAGUUUGGAUAUCGCCGCAUCUUCCUCCACUGCCUGAAUCUGCAAACCCCAGCGACGGAGAAUCACCGACUGGUUUCAAGAAGGAUUUAGAACGUUAUCUGCACAAAUACCGGCAGCCAGCUUUAACGGAAUGGAUCACUGCUGUAAGAAGAGCAGACUUCUCUUCGGUAAAUGUAUUCUUUUUGGCAUCUGUUCCUGGGAGACACGCAGGUGUGGAAUAUGAUUAUUGGGGACAUAGAAAAUUAGGUUCCGUUCUUUCUAAACACGCCAAGUUACCUCCCGAUGCACCACGGUGGCCGUUAAUUGCUCAAAGUUCGAGUAUCGGGAGCUUAGGCCCUAACUAUGAAAGUUGGCUUCAGAAAGAGAUAACAUCUUCGAUGUCGAAAGAAAAUCCAAUAGGUUUAAAGAGUCAACCAAACUUUCAGUUUAUUUACCCAUCUAUAAACAAUUAUAAACAAAGCUUUGAUUGUCGAGUUGGCUCUUGUUGCCUACCAUACAGCCUUCAAACGCAUAGUAAACAAGAAUGGAUAGAAUCCUACAUGUAUCAAUGGAAGGCUACGCGGACUGCCAGGGACAGAGCAAUGCCUCAUAUAAAGUCUUACACGAGAAUUUCACCCGAUUGGAAACAAAUUCCGUGGUUUGUCCUCACCAGUGCAAAUUUGAGUAAAGCCGCAUGGGGAACGGUCAGAAAAGAUUCUCAUUACAUUAUGAACUACGAAGCUGGCGUUGUAUUUAUUCCGCAAUUAAUUAAUGGAUCGACCACAUUUCCUAUUGAAGAAGAUGAAGCAGGUGUUCCAGUCUUUCCCAUUCCAUACGACGUACCUCUAACUCGAUACGAAAACGAUGAUAAACCAUUUGUUACGGAGUUCUUUUCCAGUUAAUGACAUUUAGAAAUCGUAAAACAGUAUUGUGCGAAAGUUAUAUCUAUUUAUUAUCCACUAUAUUUUCGCAAAGCAGAGUAUGAAAU
This is a messenger RNA of Eufriesea mexicana, 2332 nucleotides long. RefSeq names its product tyrosyl-DNA phosphodiesterase glaikit (gene gkt). The record is from RefSeq and is a predicted model, not a curated record. Gene Ontology annotation, cellular component: nucleus. Gene Ontology annotation, biological process: DNA repair. Lineage: Eukaryota; Metazoa; Arthropoda; Insecta; Hymenoptera; Apidae. Gene Ontology annotation, molecular function: 3'-tyrosyl-DNA phosphodiesterase activity; single-stranded DNA binding; double-stranded DNA binding. The coding region runs from base 132 to 2246 and encodes 704 amino acids. The transcript is spliced from 6 exons.